Molecule: messenger RNA, 717 nt
Organism: Rotaria sordida
Lineage: Eukaryota; Metazoa; Rotifera; Eurotatoria; Philodinida; Philodinidae
Source: the annotation of a GenBank genome assembly
AUGUCUUCGUCUCAAGAACAAUCAAAUAGUUCUAAUAAUGAUCAAACACAAAAUAUAAAUCCUAAUCCUCCAGGACCUUCUUCUAAUAUUCUAUACAGCGACUAUGAAGUUGAUCCAUCAAUAGCUUCAAACAAUUCUUCAAAUCUCAAUGAUCAAUCAUCUUCUAUGUCUAGUGGUCUUCCUAAUGAUUCAACAGGACAAAUACAUUCUAAUGAUUUUAUGAAUCCAUCAUACACUGAUGAACAAUAUCAAGGUGAUGUUAUUGAUAAUGCUGAUGAUGAUGAUAUUCCAGAUGAACUUGAAUAUGAACUUGAAGCAACAGUAGAAAGAAUGACAGAGGAAGAAUUAAAUGAUAAUGAUGAAGAUGAAACUAUCUAUUCCGAUGCUAUACAAAAUGCAUUUGUUCGAUAUGAAAAUGAGUAUUCACAACAUUGGAAUCAGAAUAGUCCGAUAUGGAAUAAUUUUUCCAAAGAAGAGCAAGAUGAAAUGUUUGAACAAAUGCGUGAAUGUAUGCAUUAUAUGGAACAAGAAUAUUCUACUGCUGAAAUGCCAAAUAAUCUGAUUGAAAGCUCACAACAAACUAAAUUAAAUCCUGAAGCAGCUGAAUUCCGACCAUUAAAUUCACAACCAUCAACAUCAACAGAUAAAGAAAGAAUUGUUGUUCUAUCAUGGGUACCAUGUGAAGCUAAAAAGCAAGACGAACAAAAGGACUUUUAA